Messenger RNA from Mesorhabditis spiculigera, 648 nucleotides. Lineage: Eukaryota; Metazoa; Nematoda; Chromadorea; Rhabditida; Rhabditidae. The record is from the annotation of a GenBank genome assembly.
AUGAUGUGGCUGGUCUUGCUCGCCAACAAACUCGCCUGUAUCGAACGCGAGGGACUGACGAGAAUGCGCGGCUCCAUUCGCCACGUCCGGCAGUUUGUGACGACGGACCACAAACGGAUGAAGGAGAUGGUGGAGAAGGUGGACGAGUGUCUGCACACGAUGGAUGCCACCAGGCACGAGAUCAAGGCGGCGAAGGCGCCCGAUGAGCUGGAGCGGGUUGGAAAGAUCUACGUGCGGUCGAUACGCGAAUUCGACUCGACCUGCAAAGAGAUCAACGAGGUCAUCCAGACCCUCAACGAUACGCGAUACCGUCAUCAAAAGAACACGGUGGCGUUCUACGACAUGAUGGAGCAGUACCAUCGGCGUAUGGCCACGGCCAUCCACGACGCCCUCAAGGACGUCAACCCGGACGGCAUCCACAAAAAUGAGCCAAAGCCAAAGGAGCGCCCGACCGCGGCCCGCCAUUCGAUGAUGAACCGCGUGGCCGUGGCCGCCACGUCGACCGAGCAGCACACGAAGGAAAAGACGACCGAUGGAAAGACAGAGGGAAGGACCGAGGGCAAGACCGAUGCCAAGACUGAGACAAAGGCCGACGGAAAGACCACGACUGAAGGCAACAAAGAAGACCACGAAGAGGAGAAGCCGGAG